Molecule: messenger RNA, 1846 nt
Organism: Mollisia scopiformis
Lineage: Eukaryota; Fungi; Ascomycota; Leotiomycetes; Helotiales; Mollisiaceae
Product: PLP-dependent transferase
Exons: 3
Coding region: 228-1748 (506 amino acids)
Biological process (GO): carboxylic acid metabolic process
Molecular function (GO): pyridoxal phosphate binding; carboxy-lyase activity
Source: RefSeq, a predicted model, not a curated record
CAGGCUCUUUUUGUGAGUGAAGAAGUCUGACAUAAUUCAUUGUCAAUCAGCUUCGGGAUCUUCUCUCGCUUAGCUUUCCCGGGAUUUGACCUGUACUUCCAAUGAGGAAGGCCCAUGCGGUCUAGUCCAGUGACUCAACAUCCCCUGUUAGAGCAGAGCCUCCUUCCUCGUCGAGAUCGUUCAAAAUCUCAAUUCUUCUUUUGAGUCUCUUUCUCUUCGAAGCAGCCAUGUCAUUCUCCGUCUCAUCCUCGUACGAGAAGCUGCGUACCAUUGUGGAUGCUACAUCCAACGAUGCUCUACCAUCUCCAGCAGCUCUCCUGAAAGCAACCAACAGCUUGCCAGCUUCGCUACCUGCCAAAGGUCUCGGUGAAGCUGCUACAGAAGCCCAUCUUCUCUCUGAUAUCAUACCCGGAUUCAAUGGUCCCAAAACAUCUUCGAACUACUACGGUUUCGUGACUGGGGGCGUACUUCCAAUCGCGGAAGUAGCGGACAACAUUGUUACUGCUUUUGAUCAAAAUGUACAAGUGCAUUUGCCUGAUCAAUCUGUCUCCACCGUCGUCGAAGAUAGAGCUUCAAGUAUGCUUGUCGAGCUGUUGAACCUGGGAUCUGGUUGGAACGGAAGAACUUUCACAGCUGGUGCGACUGGAGCCAACAUCUUGGGCUUGGCAUGUGGUCGUGAAGCGGUCAUUACAACUCGAUUGAAAGCUGCUGGGAUAGAGGAAGGCGUUGGUGAGCUCGGAUUGCUGGCUGCUUGUCUGAAAGCUGGAGUCAAGGAAGUUCAAGUCUUGACCACAAUGGGCCAUAGCUCACUGUACAAAGCUGCAAGUGUGGUCGGGUUGGGUCGAGCUUCGGUCAAAGACAUACCUGUCAGUGCGGAUGAGCCAUGGAGACUGGAUCUGAGGACUCUCGAACACGAGUUACGACGCUCAAAGGAAGGAGUAUUGAGUAUUGUUGCGAUCAGUGCUGGCGAAGUGAACACUGGGAUGUUCGCAACCAACGGAUUGGAUGAUAUGAGACGAAUUAGAGAACUUUGCGAUGAAUUUGGUGCUUGGGUUCAUGUUGAUGCAGCAUUUGGGCUCUUCGCCCGUUCACUCCCUGAAACAGACGAGUUCGAAAUCUUGCGUUCGAAACUGUCAGGGAUUGAAUUGGCAGACUCCAUCACGAGUGAUUGCCACAAAAUGUUGAAUGUGCCAUACGAUUGUGGUAUCUUUUUCACUCGUUCUGCAGACACCCUAUCUUCUAUUUUUCAAAACCCGAAUGCAGCUUACCUUGCAUCUGGACCAGCUUCCAUUCAUUCGCCGCUGAAUGUCGGUCUCGAGAAUUCUCGCCGCUUCAGAGCCCUACCUGUCUAUGCUGUACUCUUAGCUUACGGAAAAUACGAGCUGGCAGAGAUAUUUGCUAGGCAAGUUCGUCUAGCUCGAGCUGUUUCGAAAUUUUUGAGAGAUAGUGAGGAGUACGAGCUGCUCCCUACGGUACCCAAGUCAGCGACCCACAAAGAAAACAUUUCUGUGCCGAAUAUCGAGUUUGGUGAUACCCACAUCAUUGUUCUCUUCAGGGCCAAGGACGAGGAUGUGAAUACUGAACUGGUCAAGCGAAUCAAUGCGACAAGGAAAAUGUAUGUUUCAGGGACUAGAUGGGAGGGCAGGCCAGCUUGCAGAAUAGCUAUAAGUACUUGGAGGAUCGACGUCAACAGAGAUACGAAUUUGAUUAAAGAAGUAUUGAAGUCAAUCUUGGAGAAUAGGGGGUAAUGGUCUCGGUCUAAACACGAAGGACUCUACCACGACGGAAACAGAUUCCUGCUACAAGGCGAAUUCAUAUACCAACCAUGAAAUGCACUCCACUUCAA